Molecule: messenger RNA, 1460 nt
Organism: Sardina pilchardus (European sardine)
Lineage: Eukaryota; Metazoa; Chordata; Actinopteri; Clupeiformes; Clupeidae
Product: peroxiredoxin-1-like
Biological process (GO): hydrogen peroxide catabolic process; response to oxidative stress; cellular response to stress
Cellular component (GO): cytosol
Molecular function (GO): thioredoxin peroxidase activity
Source: RefSeq, a predicted model, not a curated record
CUUGUGCUCGCGGUCAAACUGACAGACACAAUAAACUUCCUUCGCCGGGUGCGCUUCAAAGGAGUCUGCUGCUAACCUGCGUCUUCUCCGUCUGCUUUCUGUCUUUUCUGCGGGAACAAAACCCCUAAGGUCUGUCCAACAUGUCUUCUGGAAACGCUAAGAUCGGCCAGCCGGCUCCCCAGUUCAAGGCGACCGCCGUGGUGGACGGCCAGUUUAAGGACAUCCAGCUGUCCGAGUACAGAGGGAAGUACGUGGUGCUGUUCUUCUACCCUCUGGACUUCACCUUCGUGUGUCCCACGGAGAUCAUCGCCUUCAGCGAGCGCGCCGGAGAGUUCCGCAAGACCAACUGCGAGCUCAUCGCCUGCUCCACCGACUCCCACUUCAGCCAUCUGGCCUGGAUCAACACUGCCCGUAAGCAGGGAGGUCUGGGUAAGAUGGACAUCCCCCUGGUGGCUGACCUGAACCAUGCCAUCUGCCAGGACUACGGCGUCCUCAAGGAGGGCGAGGGCAUCGCCUACAGGGGCCUGUUUGUGAUCGAUGAUAAGGGCAUUCUACGCCAGAUCACCAUCAAUGACCUGCCCGUGGGGCGCUCCGUCGACGAGACCCUGCGCCUGGUGCAAGCCUUCCAGCACACCGACAAACACGGAGAAGUGUGCCCAGCCGGUUGGAAGCCCGGCAGUGACACCAUCAUCCCAGACGUGGCCAAGAGCAAGGAGUUCUUCUCCAAGCAGUAAACACCGCCCAGUGCAGCCGCUGGCCUGGACCCCAGAAGCACUUAUCACACACACACACACACACGAACAUACACACACAUACACACACACACACACACACACACGAACAUACAUGCAUUCCCUGAAAGGCAGUACUAAACACUGAAACGUGUGCUAACUACAAACCUCACACACAGACACACACACACAGCACGCAUCCACGCAUCCACGCACAAACGCUUCCCAGGUUCUCAAAGCACUCGUCGUAGACUCGUAGGAAGGGAGAGGCGACGGGAGAGGGCAGGCGGCCAGUCGUCUAGCGGCUGAGCGGUCGCCCCUGAUUGGCUAAUCAAGUACCGCCCGGCGUUCGCUCUCUUGCUGACGCGGAGCUGUGACCCUCCUCUCCUCUCCAGUCUUCUCUACUCUUCUCUUCUGUUUUCCUCUCCGUAGUUCUCUUUCUGGUAUUCCUUGAAAAGUAGCCUUAAGCUGAACGCCAUAGUCCAGUGCACUGAACUGAUCGUGUGUGUGUGUCUAUCUCUUUUUGUCUCUUUCCUUCUUUCUUUCUUUAUUUCUUUCUUUCUCACUUGUUCUCUGGCUGACUGACUGAGUAGGAACGUUUUAAAAAAGAAAAACCAAGUCAAAAAAGUAUUUUGUACCUCCUUGCAAAUGUUGUGGCGUCUGAACAUCCAGGACUACGUGUUUGCAGUGUGUUCUAGACAAAUAAACCCAUAAUGGUGUUGAACUAAA